This is a messenger RNA of Camellia sinensis, 1313 nucleotides long. RefSeq lists its product as uncharacterized. Lineage: Eukaryota; Viridiplantae; Streptophyta; Magnoliopsida; Ericales; Theaceae. Gene Ontology annotation, cellular component: endoplasmic reticulum; endoplasmic reticulum membrane. The record is from RefSeq and is a predicted model, not a curated record. Gene Ontology annotation, biological process: intracellular protein transport; endoplasmic reticulum to Golgi vesicle-mediated transport.
UUACAAAAAUUCGCUCUUUUUGAAGUAUGGAGAGGCGAAGUCACAGAGGAAAGAAGAAUGGAAACCCGUCUCUCUUCUUCUACUUGCUGAUCUCUGCUCUCCUCUCCGAUUCCAUACACCUCGAUUCACGAUAAUAACUCAUACACCUCUCAUCACAGCCCUUGAAAUCUCCAAUCGAACCCCACUGAUUUGAAUUCUGUCCACUCUUCGAAAAUGAUUCACCUUCUCUUCACUCUCGUAUUCUCCGAGAUGGCUCUGAUCGUGAUCUUCGUAUUCAAGACCCCUCUGAGGAAGCUUGUGAUCAUGGGUUUGGAUCGUGUGAAACGCGGUCGCGCUCCAAUCGUCGUCAAGACCGUCGCUGGGACGGUGUUCGUGGUGAUGAUGUCGUAUGUGUAUAGUAUCAUGAAGAUCCAGAAGCGUUGGAUCGACGAUGGCGAUCUCAACCCAACGGAUCAGAUUCUCAUGGCCAGAAACCUCCUUGAAGCCUCUCUUAUGGGAUUCUCCCUAUUCCUUGCACUAAUGAUAGACAGACUACACCACUAUAUCAGAGAACUCCGCAUACGAAGGAAGAGCAUGGAGGCUGUAAAGAAACAAAACCAAAAUUUCGAGGAUGGAAAAAAUGGAGGUGCCAAGGAAAUCAAAGCCUUGGAGGAAGAGAUGACCACAUUAAGAGCAAAGGUUAACCAGCUGGAAUCAGAACUCGAGGCAAUGACAAAAGAGGCAAAAAAUGCCGAAGCCAAUGCGCUUGCUCUAAAAAAGCAAUCAGAAGGAUUUCUCCUUGAAUAUGAUCGUUUGCUUGAGGACAACCAAAACCUUCGAAACCAGUUACAAUCAUUGGAUCGAAGAUUAUCACGUUCAGAUAGCAAGAAAGUUAUGUAAGGAACCAUCACCUAUAAACAUACAUACAUUGAAUUCCUUGGUUUGUUUGGUAACUUUGAUUUGAGUUCUGUGAUGGCUUUGUUGAUUAUAGCUUAGUCAACCACGCAAACCUUUUGAGGUUUGUGAGAAAACAAAAAUGCGGGGAAAGAAUAUGUGAGGAAAAUGAACAAGGAAGUAACAUUUUGGUUUAUUAUUUUGUGUGAUUGAUUUUGGAGCCAAGUGAUGAAGUAGGAUCAGUUAGUUUUAUCCUGACAUGUUGGGAGAUAAUUAGGGUAUACUACAUUUGUAAUGGAGAAAUCAUUUUUCCUGGCAUUGGUCCAUUUUGAAUAUCUUAUUGAGUAAUGAUGUGAUGAAGUGACUUUUAGGGACGACCAAGAAAUUCUCUUAGGUGAUGGUCAUAAAUGGGCUGACUGGACUUGCAGAUUUCUUCGUCA